Tricharina praecox is the source of this 1946-nucleotide messenger RNA. RefSeq lists its product as uncharacterized. The transcript is spliced from 7 exons. Bases 281 to 1816 code for a protein of 511 amino acids. The record is from RefSeq and is a predicted model, not a curated record. Lineage: Eukaryota; Fungi; Ascomycota; Pezizomycetes; Pezizales; Pyronemataceae.
CGCAAUGGUGCUAUGGGGGCACUGGCGGAAUGGAAAGGGGAGGAAAGCCUGUUCUCUACUCUCAUAUUAUCGGCCAUGCCCGGAGGUGAAUAUGCCAUAUCAGCAGCUUCCGUCCUGAUGGAUGGUUAACUGAUAGAUUCUUUUGAAUCUCCACAGAAUAGCCUCAGCACCUUCUCGAGCCAUUCAUCCAUCCCUAUAUCCAUACACACCAAUCGAAUAGCCUCAGAACCUUCUCGAGUCAUUCAUCCAUCGCCAUUUCCAUACAUACUAAUCGAAUACCAUGUCAUCAUUUACAGCCAACCCCUACCGCCACAAUGCCGUCGAGUCCGACUCCCGGCUUGCCGAUAGUGCUGCUCGGCUCUUCUCAUAUACCGAUUCAGUGCGCGCAAUACACUGCGACGGCGGGUAUAAGGAGACACUACAAUCGCUACCCGCGAUCGAGGAAUACGUGCAGAAAUUCUCCGCCUUCGCAGGAACCCGCAUCAUCAUCAUCCCGCAGCGGUUCUCGUGGGGCGAGCUAAUGGUCUCGGAAGCCAGUCUCCGCACGCUGCUGCAGGGACUGGGAGUUUUCGGCGAGUUCUCGGACCUGAUCCGGGCAUUCGGCGCGAAGACAUCGCCCGUCGACGAGACGUACGCUGUGCGUCCGAUCUUCCAGAAGGAGGCGUCGGGUUCUUUCCGUCUCUGCUACCUCGCAAAACACGUCGAGCAGAAUAAUAAGCUGCCCAAGCAGCAAGUGGACAUCUACUCCGUACGGCAGAUGGCCGUCUACCACGGCUACGACGCACAGAACGACGCACACACGUUCGUGCUGGUGAAUCCGUCCACCACGUUCCAGAUGCACUGGCUACAGGCGCAAAAGAGCGAUCCGCAAGGGAUGGGCUGGAUGGAUUUCCACGUGGCGGUGGCGUAUGCCAUGUCCUGUCGCUGGCGGGAAUAUGUCAACCACCUCGAAGACAAGUUCGACAAGACUCACGACAAAUCACUCACCGGUCCGAGCGACGACGACCACGUCGCCUUCGCGGACAUCCAGAACCUGCAAAUUCUCAAAGACAAAGUCCUGCACCUCGAGCACGUGCUCCGGCUGAACCUCGGCGUAUUCCAAGAGCUGCAGAGCCUUCUGCAGACAAUAUCCGCGCCGGAGCGCGCACUCACCGCGUGUCCCUCUCCCGCCGGCGCAAACCUCAAGAUCGCAAAUCUCUUCUCCCGAUACCUGUCGGAAACCGCAGUCGCCGGGCAGCGCGCUGAGCACCUCAUGAAACGCAUCGAUGGUGCGUCCACGAUGUUUCGUACAAUCCUAGACUUCACGGCCAUGCAGAGCGCCCGCCACGAGAGCGAAUCAAUGCUGGUCCUGUCGCAGAAAGGACAACGCGACAGCAGGACGAUGAAGAAUAUAACGCUCCUGGCGCUUGUGUUCCUUCCAGCUACAUUCGUCGCAGUACGCAACCCCCUCCCCGCCCUCCUUUUAAGUACACACAGCUCAUGCGACAUACAGACGAUCCUUUCGAUGAAGUACAUAAGCAGCACCCCCGGCGGCGGUCUCCACCUCGCAAACGAGAUGUGGAUAUUCCUGAUACUGACACUGCUGUUGUUGGGAGUGACGCUGGGGUACUGGAAGUGCUGGGAGCAUCGGCAGGUAGUUUCGACGGAUACAGAACAGCAGCGGGAGAGCGGGGGGGAUAAGGGAGAAGGGGAAGUGGAAAUGGGAGGGCGACUAUAUGGUACAGUCGGCGGUAUCGGAGGGAAGUGGUAUGAUAGGUAUAGAAGUGCGAGGGCGAAGGUAUCGUGUAGUCAGCGAUGCCGGAGGGAGAUGGUAUGAUGUGUAUAGAAGUGGGAGGGAGACUAUAAUGUGUACAAUAGUCAAUCGGAGGGUGAGGGAGAUGGCAAGUACGGUUCUUCGAUGGCGGGACAACGGCGCAUAAAAAAUAGAAUAAAAAUAAAAACUUGAA